AGAUGACGUUUCCAGGUGCGCCAGGUUCUGUGGUGUUCGCGGGGAGCAUGUGGGUCCGCUGCGCGCUGGAGUGGGCGCGAACGCCCGCACAGCUACCACCAGGGCUGCUCGCAUCUUGGAGCCGCCACUAUGGUGCGGCCUCUUCCUACUCUGCAUCCACCGAUCCCUCCCGCGUGAGGGCGCUGGUCUAUGGGAACCACGGGGAUCCAGCCAAGGUCGUCGAACUAAAGAACCUGGAGCUUGCAGCCAUGGGAGGAUCAGACGUCCGCGUGAGGAUGCUGGCGGCCCCUAUCAAUCCAUCUGACAUAAAUAUGAUCCAAGGGAACUACGGCCUCCUUCCCAAGCUGCCUGCUGUUGGAGGAAAUGAAGGCGUUGGACAGGUGGUCGCAGUGGGCCCCAGUGUGACUGGGCUAAAGCCAGGAGCCUGGGUGAUUCCGGCCAAUGCUGGUUUGGGAACCUGGCGGACUGAGGCAGUGUUCAGCGAGGAAGCCCUGAUUGAAAUUCCCAGUGACAUCCCUCUUCAGAGCGCUGCCACCCUGGGUGUCAACCCCUGCACAGCCUACAGGAUGUUGGUGGACUUCGAGCAACUGCAGCCAGGGGACUGUGUCAUCCAGAACGCAUCCAACAGUGGAGUAGGGCAAGCAGUCAUCCAGAUCGCCGCAGCCCUGGGCCUGAGGACCGUCAAUGUGGUCCGAGACAGACCUGACAUCCAGGAGCUGACUAACAGACUGAAGGAUCUGGGUGCUGAGCAUGUCAUCACAGAGGAAGAACUGAGAAAGCCUGAAACGAAAAACCUCUUCAAGCACAUGCCUCAGCCACGGCUUGCUCUCAACUGUGUUGGCGGGAAAAGCUCCACUGAGCUGCUUCGGCACUUAGCGCCUGGAGGGACCAUGGUGACAUAUGGCGGAAUGGCCAAGCAGCCUGUCACAGCAUCUGUGAGCCUGCUCAUUUUUAAGGACCUCAGACUUCGAGGCUUUUGGUUGUCCCAGUGGAAGAAGAACCACAGUCCAGAUGAGUUCAAGAGUCUGCUGCUCACACUGUGCAACUUCAUCCACCAAGGCCAGCUCACGGCACCCACCUGCACAGAGGUCCCCCUACAGGACUAUCAACAGGCCUUGGGAGCCUCCAUGGAGCCCUUCGUGUCUUCAAAGCAGAUUCUCACCAUGUGAUCAUCCCAGAAGAGCCAGAGCAGAGCAGGAGGGGACAAGGCCGCGGGGGACAGCCCUCUGCAGACUGCUCUCUGCUC
Messenger RNA from Octodon degus (degu), 1246 nucleotides. It is a transcript of the gene Mecr, whose product is annotated as mitochondrial trans-2-enoyl-CoA reductase. Gene Ontology annotation, cellular component: mitochondrion. The coding region runs from base 3 to 1169 and encodes 388 amino acids. Gene Ontology annotation, biological process: fatty acid metabolic process. Gene Ontology annotation, molecular function: trans-2-enoyl-CoA reductase (NADPH) activity. The record is from RefSeq and is a predicted model, not a curated record. Lineage: Eukaryota; Metazoa; Chordata; Mammalia; Rodentia; Octodontidae. The transcript is spliced from 10 exons.